AUGGCAGAUCACACGGCCAACAAAGUCUACCUUGACUAUCCUCCAGCAUUGACCCCCGAGCAGGAGGAGUACCUUGUCCAGACAGUGAAAAACUGGACUGUAGAGCAUGGGCUUACGGUUAGACCAUCCACGGCCAUAGUCCCAGAGGAGACAAACCCGAAGAAUGUCCUCGCUACUAAUGCCCCAGUUACUCUGUUUCCAAGCCCCUUUCCCAAAGCUUGCUUUGAGCUGGCGAAAAGCAUCCAGCCAGUCUACAAUGAGCUGUACGCCAGCAUCGCCAGUGACGAGCAGUGGCUGGAAGAGAUCAUGAGAGAGCUUAUAGAGGUCGAUGACUUCCUUGCCAAUCUCUGGAAGAUACACAUUGCCGUCAAGGAAGAGGGCUAUGUUCAAGACCUGUUUCUGGGCAUGUUCCGCUCUGACUAUAUGGUUCACACUGCGGAACAGGCGCCACCAUCCCUCAAGCAAGUCGAGUUCAACACCAUCUCCUCAUCGUUCGGAGGCCUAGCUUGCCUUGUUGCAGAUAUGCAUACCCAUCUUGCGACCUACCCCUCACCAAAACACUCAGUGGCGUAUCCUUUACAUCCGCUGUUUGCAAACUCAGCGGGCGACACCUCUAUUCGUACCAUCGGGCAUCCGCCUCACAAUGAGGCCGUGGCGACCUUGACCGCGGGCCUCGCGGCCGCUCAUGUGGCGUAUGGACCUUCGAGAUCAGAACCCAGACUCCCAACCUGCGUUAUCUUUCUCGUCCAAGACAACGAGCGCAACGUCUUCGACCAACUGGCCCUUUCUACCCAUCUGUACAAACACCAUCACAUCCCCUCAUUCCGCCUCCCAACCAGCAAGAUUCUAGCUUAUACGUCCAUUCCAUCGAAGGAGAGUAAUCCUAAUCGUCCGCUGAUUUACACACCUCCAUCCUCCCCUUCCACUCAAUUUGAGGUCACGGUAGUGUAUUUCCGAGCACUCUACGCUCCCACAGAAUACAACACACCCACGUCAUGGGCCGCUCGCCAUCACCUGGAACGCAGCGCGGCGAUAAAAUGCCCCACCAUCCUCCUCCAUCUUUCCGGCUCCAAGAAAGUCCAACAAGUCCUCACCGCCAGGCCUCCCGACACAGACCACCUCAAAGCCUUCCUCCCAACCCACCCUGAGAGCGUUCUCGAAAACCUCCGCUCGACCUUUGCUCCACAAUAUUCCCUGUCCGCUUCCGCCUCCGAGGCAUCCGGUGAACCGGAGGGAAUCCGCCUGGCUCUCUCCGCCGAGACGGCAGCGAACCACGUGCUGAAGCCACAACGUGAGGGGGGCGGCAACAACAUCUACCGCACCAACAUCCCGCCUUUCUUAAAUUCUAUCCCCAAGUCUCAGUGGAAGCAGUACAUCUUGAUGGAACUGAUCCGGCCACCCACCGCAGCUAAAAAUACCGUUUUGCGGAGUGACGGACAGGUCGUCAGUGGCAACGUUAUUUCCGAACUAGGUAUAUUUGGCACCUGUCUUUGGAGAAAUACCCCGGGUGACACGAAGCCUGAGAUUUUACAUAGCACAGAGGGCGGCUACCUCUUAAGGACCAAAGGAAAGGAUAGUGAUGAAGGGGGCGUUGCCGCCGGUUUCAGCUCUUUGGAUAGCUUGAUAUUAUACGAAGAAUACUAG
Molecule: messenger RNA, 1644 nt
Organism: Fonsecaea multimorphosa CBS 102226
Lineage: Eukaryota; Fungi; Ascomycota; Eurotiomycetes; Chaetothyriales; Herpotrichiellaceae
Exons: 2
Coding region: 1-1644 (547 amino acids)
Biological process (GO): glutathione biosynthetic process
Cellular component (GO): cytosol
Molecular function (GO): glutathione binding; glutathione synthase activity; ATP binding
Source: RefSeq, a predicted model, not a curated record